This is a messenger RNA of Gopherus flavomarginatus (Mexican gopher tortoise), 4783 nucleotides long. It is a transcript of the gene ACVR2A, whose product is annotated as activin A receptor type 2A. Gene Ontology annotation, molecular function: ATP binding; activin receptor activity; activin binding. The record is from RefSeq and is a predicted model, not a curated record. NCBI's taxonomy places the organism in Eukaryota, Metazoa, Chordata, Testudines, Testudinidae. The coding region runs from base 1839 to 3404 and encodes 521 amino acids. The transcript is spliced from 12 exons. Gene Ontology annotation, cellular component: activin receptor complex; plasma membrane. Gene Ontology annotation, biological process: activin receptor signaling pathway; cellular response to growth factor stimulus; protein phosphorylation.
AAUUGGGGACGACUCGCGCACGCACCGAGUCGCGCGACAGGCAGCCGUGAUUGGGAGAAAGGGGGGAGGGGAGCCAGGAGAGGAAACAAAAACAAUCGCUCGGGCGCCGCCAUCUUGGGUUCGUUUUGUACACCACACGGUGAAUGGGUAGAUAUGAAAUUACCACAGGCGAGCAGCAACAGCAGUACGGUACGAAGGGCCGUUCGGAGCUGCCAGCGGGACGUUGGGGACGAUAAAGCCGGCUCCUUCGUCCGUCGCCGCCCAGAGAAAAGCUACGGGCUUGGCCUUUCACUUUCGCCGACCCCUAAACUCCGCUUCUGGGGGGGGCAAAGUUGGUGUGCGUCGCGCCGCCUGGGAGACGAGAGGGUCCGAGCCUGCGGCAGUUUCCUCAGAGCAAGGAGUGAGCCGGGGACAGAGCUAGGGGAGGGGGAGAAGAGGGGAUUCCCCUCUCCCUUUCUGACCCUCUGCCCAGGGCUUGCCUAGUACCUGGUGUGGGAAGCACAAGGAAAAGGCAGUAAGAGUUCAUCAGGCGUUCAACUCCCACCCAUUGGGGAGCUUUUCUUCCUAAGAAAGCAAAAGUUGGAGUGAGUGGAAAAUUGUCCAGGUUUGUCUCUUCUAACCACGUUGGGGGAAGAGAGAGAAAAUGUAUCCGUGAGGAGUUGGGAGAGGGGUGUGCAUCAAACGGAAGAGCCACAAGUCCCGCUCAUAGGAGAAAGAGAGCUGUCACCAGCCUGGCAAACACGGAGAUACUGGCCACAUCCAGCCAAUCAUGUGUAUAUAAUAAUGAUACGCUCGCCACCUCAAUAGAAGCGGAUUCUCCUAGAAGCACAGCAAUCAAGGAAGAUGAGACUUGCCACGAGCCCAUAGAGCACCCUCCUUCCCAGCGGCUGGAGACUGCAUUUUUUUCAGCCACUCUUCACUGUUUAAACACCAAAUAUAGUCCCUUGGAGGGAAUUCUUAAAGGAGUUUGCAAUUCUGUGUAGAAGCAAGAAUGUCUGAAAUGUACAGUCUGUGUUGAAAGGACAAGGAGAGGAUCGUGAAAGUGGGGGGGGGGGGAGAGAGAAGGGAAACGUGUGUCUUUCUUUUACUGAAGGGAAGCCCAGAGAUUUACCUGGGUGGAACUGUAAAGGCUUGUUUGUUACAAGCUGUUGUUUUUCUCCCCGACCUUUUCCUCUGGUCACUCUACAUCUCCCAGCAUUAUUAAACGUUACUGUUGCCCACGUGUGGCUGGUAACUUACUUUAGACAAUUUUGUAAAGAAACUGACAAGUUUACUAUUCUCUCUCUCUCUCUCAGUGGCUUAGUUGUUUUUGAGUUUAGAAACGGAGAUGGAACUACUUGUUCAAACACUACAUGUAUAACGGGAGUGAGGCCGAAAAUAUAUUGUUUACUAAUUUCAGUACAACUUGCCAGGUCCAGCACGACGAGGGAUACUUUACAGAGCUUGACGUGGGGAAAAAAGCUGAACUGUGCUCUGAGACUCGGUUCUUUUCCUAAAAGACGGUUUCCGCUGUUGACUUUUUAUGGAUUCUUAACGUUUUUUUUUUUCCCCUGAAUUGCAUUUUUCCACCAUUUGUACAGAAGCCAAAUGACACGUGUAUUUUGAAAUGCUUCUCCAAACAUAUAUACCCCUUUAUCGGGGAUCUCACUAGAAGGAGCUGGAGGGUUGUCAGUAUCUAAAUAUGUCUGAUUUUGUUUUAUGAACACUGUGAACUCCAAAUAUGUUGGCUUAGAUUGCUUUAUAACGGUUAAAUUUGAAGGUGGAUUUUUUUCUAUUUGGAAGAACCAGGAAACUCGACAGUAGAAAAAUCACCUAUAUGUUCUAACUGUAUUUCGAAAAUGGGAGCUGCUACCAAGUUGGCGUUUGCUGUUUUUCUGAUCUCUUGUUCUUCAGGUGCCAUACUAGGCAGAUCGGAAACACAGGAGUGCAUCUACUAUAAUGCUAAUUGGGAAAAGGAUAAAACAAAUCGCAGUGGCAUUGAACCUUGUUAUGGUGAUAAAGAUAAAAGACGACACUGCUUUGCUACAUGGAAGAAUAUUUCUGGAUCAAUUGAUAUUGUGAAACAAGGUUGUUGGCUGGAUGAUAUCAACUGUUACGAUAGGACUGAUUGUAUAGAAAAGAAAGACAGCCCUGACGUGUUCUUCUGUUGCUGUGAAGGCAACAUGUGUAAUGAACGUUUUUUCUAUUUUCCAGAGAUGGAAGUAACACAGCCCACUUCCAAUCCUGUUACACCUAAACCACCCUUGUUCAAUACUCUGCUUUACUCGUUGGUGCCUAUAAUGGGAAUUGCGGUGAUCGUAUUGUUUUCAUUUUGGAUGUACAGACAUCAUAAGCUAGCAUAUCCUCCAGUACUUGUACCAACCCAACACGCCUUUCAUAUAAUGAUUGAGGACCCUGGCCCACCACCACCUUCACCCUUGAUGGGUCUGAAGCCUCUGCAAUUGUUAGAGAUAAAAGCUAGGGGAAGAUUUGGUUGUGUAUGGAAAGCUCAGUUGCUAAAUGAGUACGUUGCUGUCAAAAUAUUCCCAAUCCAGGACAAACAGUCAUGGCAAAAUGAGUAUGAAAUUUACAGCUUGCCUGGAAUGAAGCAUGAAAAUAUCUUACAAUUCAUUGGUGCAGAGAAACGAGGCACCAGCAUUGAUGUAGAUCUAUGGUUAAUUACAGCAUUUCAUGAAAAGGGUUCACUAACUGACUUUCUCAAGGCAAAUGUGGUUUCUUGGAAUGAGCUGUGUCAUAUUGCCGAAACUAUGGCUAGAGGUUUGGCUUACCUUCAUGAGGAUAUUCCAGGUCUGAAAGAUGGACAUAAACCUGCUAUAUCCCAUAGGGACAUCAAAAGCAAGAAUGUGCUAUUGAAAAACAAUCUUACAGCUUGUAUUGCUGAUUUUGGUCUAGCUUUAAAGUUUGAGGCUGGAAAGUCUGCAGGUGACACACAUGGACAGGUUGGUACACGAAGGUAUAUGGCUCCAGAAGUAUUAGAAGGUGCGAUAAACUUCCAAAGGGAUGCAUUUCUGAGAAUAGAUAUGUAUGCCAUGGGAUUAGUCCUGUGGGAACUGGCAUCCCGAUGUACUGCGUCAGAUGGACCAGUGGAUGAAUACAUGUUGCCAUUUGAAGAGGAAAUUGGCCAGCAUCCAUCCCUUGAAGACAUGCAGGAAGUUGUAGUGCACAAAAAGAAGAGGCCUGUUUUAAGAGAGUGUUGGCAGAAACAUGCUGGAAUGGCAAUGCUCUGUGAAACAAUAGAAGAAUGUUGGGAUCAUGAUGCAGAAGCCAGGUUAUCAGCUGGUUGCGUAGAAGAACGGAUUAUUCAGAUGCAACGGCUGACUAACAUUAUAACAACAGAGGACAUUGUGACAGUGGUCACAAUGGUGACAAAUGUUGACUUUCCUCCCAAAGAAUCCAGUCUAUGAUAGUUGCACUGGUUAUGCAUCCUGACCAACAGGACUCUGAACUGGAGCUGCUAAAGCUAAUGAGACUGUUUACGGUCGUUACUUUCUGUGUGAAAUGAGGAAUGGUAAGUUUUUGGGGAAUGUCAAUAAGGAGACUUUUUUUUUCCCAAACAUGAAUACAUGAGACUUGACUGCAUUCCCGUCCUGAAGGACAUUGACCUGAGAAGUGGCAAAAUAUUGUUAAGGAACUUAAAUGAAGAAUAUGGACCUAUCCGGGCUAAUCAAGUGUUUUAAAAACUGACAUCAGAUUUCUUAAUAUCUGUCAGAAGAGACUAAUUCUUUAAAUGAACUACUGCUAUUUUUUUUAAAUCAAACAUUUCAUUUCAGAUUUAAAAAAAGGGUAACUUGUUUUUAUUGCAUUUGCUGUUGUGUUUAUAUAAAUGACUAUUGUAAUGGCAAUAUGACACAGCUUGUGAAUGUUUAGUGUGCUGCUGUUAUAUGUACAUAAACAAAAGUAAUCAAGUGGGAUAUAGCAAAGAGGCUUCCAAGCAUUACUUUAACCUCCCUCAACAAGGUAUACCUCAGUUCCACGUCUGCUAAAUUAUGAGAUUGACAACACUAACAAUUUGAAUAAUAAAUUGAUCCAUGUUUUGUAAAUGCUGUAUUACAAAUUCACUGUUAUUUAAAAAAGGGUAAGCUGUGCUUCAUGCCAAGAGCAAAUGGCCAUUCCUAAAGCAGUGUUUUUAGCCCUCUCUUGUGCUAGCUUGUGUAUAAAAAGUGCUGGGUUUGAAACAAAACUUUCUUCCUGUUUUAGUUUUAAAGCUUUUAUCUCACAUUCAGUUCCCAAAAUAUUGCAUACAUUUUAUUUUUACUAAAUACUAUUUAGGUUUGCUGUGUCUGAGGAAUAUUUGAGCAUGACUUUUUUUUUUAAUUUUAUGUGAGCUAUGACACUGGAAAGCUCUUAAUUCUUAUUCUUUCUAAAGAAGGCUUUUUCCUAUUUAUGUAAAAAGUUUUGCAUAGAGUACUUUCUUUCACUAACAGUAUGCAGUGUGUUCUGUAUCACUGUUUCAGGAUCACCUCAGGAAGCUUAAUUACCUGAACUCCUCACUCUCUCUGCUUUGAGAUUUGCAACUUCUCUACACUUAAGCUUGCUGCCAUCUUGUCAGAGUGAUAUUUGAUGUCUGUGAUGCAUAGGUUCAUCCUGGAGUCAUGUUAAAAAUGAUAGCCACAGACUUCCGAUGUAACUGCUAAAAAUAUUCAGGGAUAACUUUAGUUAUGCUAUAAUUUCAAAUAUGCAAUGACUAUUUAGAGGUAACGAAUACCAACAUAGGUAGCACAGUCUAGCAAAAAAAAAAAAAAAAAAUUGCUUUCACAGCGGACUCCAACAUUAUUUUAGGGUU